AUGGCGGCCGCCGAGCCCAAGCCCCCCGUGGGGGCGGCCGCGGCCGGACGCCUGGCCAGGAGCUGCUGGUCCGCGUUCUGGGACUACGAGACGCCCAAGGUGAUCGUGGUGAAGAACCGGCGCUUGGGCAUCGUGUACCGCGCGGUGCAGCUGCUCAUCCUGCUCUACUUCGUGUGGUACGUGUUCAUCGUGCAGAAGAGCUACCAGGACAGCGAAACGGGCCCCGAGAGCUCCGUCAUCACCAAGGUCAAGGGCAUCACCUUGUCCGAGCACAAAGUGUGGGACGUGGAGGAGUACGUGAAACCCCCGGAGGGGGGCAGCGUGUUCAGCAUCAUCACCAGGAUUGAGGUCACCCCCUUCCAGACCCUCGGAACAUGCGCCGAGAGUAUGAGGGUCAGCAACGCCACCUGCGACUCGGACAAAGACUGUGUGGCUGGGCAGCUGGACAUGCUGGGAAACGGCGUGCGGACCGGGCGCUGCGUACCUUAUUACCACGGGUCCUCCAAGACCUGCGAGGUGUCGGGCUGGUGCCCGGUGGAAGACGGGGCCUCAGUCAGCCAAUUUCUCGGUACGAUGGCCCCCAACUUCACCAUCCUCAUCAAGAACAGCAUCCACUACCCCAAAUUCCAGUUCUCCAAGGGCAACAUCGAGAACCGGAAGGAUGGCUACCUGAAGCACUGCACGUUCCAUGAGGUCUCUGACCUCUACUGCCCCAUUUUCAAGCUGGGCUACAUCGUGGAGCAGGCAGGGGAAAACUUCACAGAGCUGGCACACACGGGUGGUGUCAUUGGGGUCAUUAUCAACUGGGACUGUGACCUGGACCUUUCAGCGUCAGAGUGCAACCCCAAAUACUCCUUCCGGAGGCUGGACCCCAAGCACAUCCCAGCCUCAUCCGGCUACAACUUCAGGUUUGCCAAGUACUACAAAAUAAAUGGCAGCAUCACCCGCACACUCAUCAAAGCCUAUGGGAUCCGCAUUGAUGUCAUCGUGCAUGGACAGGCGGGGAAGUUCAGCCUGAUUCCCACCAUCAUUAACCUGGCCACAGCGCUGACCUCCAUCGGGGUGGGCUCCUUCCUCUGUGACUGGAUCUUGCUAACAUUCAUGAACAAAAACAAGGUCUACAGCCAUAAGAAAUUUGACAAGAUGGUGGAUGCUCCCGAGCGGGGUGCGGGACCAGGGCUUUGCGCUUCCGAGCCUUCCCAACAGGACUGCGUGCUCACAGAUGCCCGAGGUUUGGCCCAGCUCUGAGCCUACUUCCACCUUCUGCCACACUGCACUUAAGGCCCCGGGCGUGUCAGGGGCCUCUGACGUCUGAGGCCCCAGGACAGCCCCAUGCUCUCCAGGGCAGCACAGCUGGGACUGUGGACAGGGGCCCCGCCCAUACACCUCAGCAAAACCAGCAGCCAAAGGGUCUCCAUGCAGCUAGGUCGUGGGGUGAAGUGAAUGGGACGACCUCCUCCUCCAUCUUAGCCCCCAACUGCUCAGGGGUUUGUAAGGGCCAAGUCCCCACCUCCUCCCUAGCUGCCUGCCUCCCAGGCUCUUUGCUCCUGCCCACCCACCCAGCCCUACCCAGACCCUCUGCUUGCCUCAUAGCUAAGAAAUCACAUAUCCACUGUCCAAUAAAACUGUGACCAG
Odocoileus virginianus texanus is the source of this 1635-nucleotide messenger RNA. It is a transcript of the gene P2RX2, whose product is annotated as purinergic receptor P2X 2. Gene Ontology annotation, biological process: calcium ion transmembrane transport; response to ATP. Gene Ontology annotation, cellular component: signaling receptor complex; nuclear inner membrane; plasma membrane. Lineage: Eukaryota; Metazoa; Chordata; Mammalia; Artiodactyla; Cervidae. The record is from RefSeq and is a predicted model, not a curated record. Gene Ontology annotation, molecular function: extracellularly ATP-gated monoatomic cation channel activity; purinergic nucleotide receptor activity; ATP binding.